Molecule: messenger RNA, 7988 nt
Organism: Daphnia pulicaria
Lineage: Eukaryota; Metazoa; Arthropoda; Branchiopoda; Diplostraca; Daphniidae
Gene: Shc
Product: mucin-19-like
Exons: 12
Coding region: 1892-5986 (1364 amino acids)
Biological process (GO): intracellular signal transduction; cell surface receptor protein tyrosine kinase signaling pathway
Cellular component (GO): plasma membrane
Molecular function (GO): receptor tyrosine kinase binding
Source: RefSeq, a predicted model, not a curated record
UUUUUUUUAUUUUAUUUUUUUUAUGUUCACCGUAGAAAUCGAAUAAUAAAAAAGAAAAAGAAGGUGCCGGCGGUGCUGUUUCGGCACACAACUUUCUCUCUCCAGCAGCGGUGGCGGCCGUUUUCCACAUAUUUGGCAUUGUGUGCGUGUUGUGUGUAGGCCGCACCCGUUUGUUGUUGAUGGCAAGUUGUUGGCUGGCUGGCUGGCUGGCCCUUUUUCAGAUCGCGCUGCCAACCUAACGUUACGUACGUACGUAGGUGAAGCUGAAAGAAAGAAAGAAAGAAAGACAGAAAGAAAGAAAGAAAGAAAGGUGAGGUAGAGAGUUGAGCCAAGGUUUUUUGUGUGUCUGUGUUAUUCACGCACGCCAGAGGGAGGCGGAGCGUUUCUUUCGUUGGGAGAAUCGGGGAAGGGGGGCGCCAGACAGCGGGACCCGACAAACGCAGGCGACCGGGACCAGGGAGAGAAACGGGAGAGACCCGCAGCGGCAGCGGUGGCGCGACGCUCAGUCAACUUGCAAGAGCUGAGAGAUGUGGAUGCAGUGCGGACGACGGGUCCCUCCACCACCACCAAAGGACUCGAUCCUUUUCGACUUGUCCAUUUCUCUCUCAUCAACGCUGACGAUAUAACAGGGAAAUUCCACCCCAAAACCAAACAAAAGUUCAAUUCACGUUCGUCCUGGUGGUGUGUGUGUGUGUUGUGUGUCUGUGGGUGUCCUGGACUUUUUAAGUUUUCGGAGGAUUAUUAAAGUUGCAUGUGAGUUUGGUUCAUUGGCUCUUGACAGUGUCGCCACCUUUACCUCCCACCCUCCAGAAAUUAAAGCGGAUAUUAUUAUUCACACCUGCUGGAGAGAAAUCCAAUCGGGGUUAGCCCUACCUCUUUGCUUCCGGCCGGAAAGAUUACAGCCGCCAAGUGGGCCGCCGCCGCCGGUUCUUUUUCUCUGAAUGAAAUUUUCGUGUGUCGCCGGAAUGACGACGACAACGACGUCUGUGAUGAUUGGGACGAUUGGAUUGGAUUUCAUUAGCGUCGUCGAGAUUAUGCAAAUUGCCGGAGCUAUUUGGAGGAGCAGAGAGUCGAACCAGCACCGGAACUUGGGACGUUGACAUCCGGGCUCUUGUGAAUGAUAAAACGCAGGGGACGUGGUGUCUGUGUGGGUGCUGGUAGCGGCAGCGGCAGCGGCAACGGCAGGAGUAGGAGACUGGGCGGAAUUUCGAUACCGGAGGGGAAAUAAUAAAUAAAUAGUCAAUCACUUUUUUCUCCCCCUCCCAAUAAUCUUCUAAUGCGAUUAAAAGCCCCUAAAGUUUCCCGUCGUUUGGUGGGUGGAACUGUGUGGUGGUGGUGCCCCGAAAAACCGGAAGUGACCCUUGAAUUAGAAAGAAAAACAAAAAGAUCCAGCGGAUCGAAUUUCACCCGUGACGGCGUUUGGGUUCUAUUGACUCGUCCCCGAUAGGAUCGCAUUUGACGGAGACAUUCGACGUGAUGGCAACAACCGAUUGGAAAUUCGGAUGAGAGCCGGAAGCAAAAAGAAAAAGCGGAAGAGAAGAAGAAGAAGACGAAGAAGAAGAAGAAGAAAUUUGUUGAAAGCGAAUUUUGUUUAAAUUUAUUUCGGCCAGUGUUGUGUGUCUGACGUGUGUGUGUGGGUGUGUGUGUGUGUGGAGUGAAGGAGAAGAAGAAGAAGCGGAGAUGGUCCGACUUUUUCUCAUACCUGGUUGUUGCCGUGGUCGUUUAUUGGUUCCCGAUGGAAAUGGGCCGCCACCGUAUUGGCCGUUUGAUACUUGAACGAUCGACGUCGUCAGGUCAGCGGCGUCAGUGGCUCCUUUGAGAUUCGCUCUCGCCCCCGCCAGAAAAAUACAAAAAGAAAAAACGAAAUUUUGUCCGUUGGUGCGUGUGAAAUAUGACGACGCAAGAUUGGACUAGAAUGUUGAAAAGCUUCCGCACCAAAACGUACCGCAAUCUCCCCACGACGGUUGACGACCACCACAAGGCCGGAUCGGCCGGAUCUCCUUUGAAUGACACCCGAUCGUCGUCGGUUGGAUUGUGCCAUCACGACGGUGGCGGCCAAGACGCUGACGACGGCCACUGUCGUUUAGGUCCUCCAGCAGACCUCAGCAAAACAACAACCUCCUCGAACCCCAUCAAGAAAGGGACGCUGUUGUUGCCGACGGACUGGACGUACAGGCAGGUGGUAGGCGGGAAGACUACGACGAGUCAAACUCGGCCAACGAUUGGCUGCGGAGGGAAAAGUGGCGGCUGCAGCAGCAGCAGAGGACAAGAGGCGGAAGAGGAGGAAGACAAGCCGCUAGCUGUGAGAGGUCGCAGCGCCUCUGAGCCGUCGUUCCUUUCGGCCAGCCGAGCCGUUAAAGUCCUCCGCGUUGCUUCGCCCGCCAACAGCCCAUCGUCAUACACACCACCAGCCGUCAAAGAGAUCAGCAGCAUUACGGGGCUGCAACAGCAAAUCAAGGCGGCCUUUGGCCGUUGGCGAAAAAGAGGAACUCCAUCGUCGCCGUCUUCUUCAUCCGCAUUCGAGGAGGAGGUGGGCAGUGGCGGUGGUCCCAUCCGCGAGGACUGCUUCGACCAUCCGCUCAACGUCCGGCUCUCGGCCCAGAGUCAGACUUUUUCGCAUCCGCAUCGGCUGACCGUUUUCCCGCCUUUCCCUUCCGGAAGCGGAGCCUCACCCUCCUCCUCCUCCGCCAACGUUUCCCCGGCUAGAACCAACAAAUCAUCCGCCUUUACCACCUCCUCCUCCGCCUCCCCUUCCAACCCCACCGGCAGCGGUGGCAGCAGUUCCAAAUCCAGCGGAGGCAGCCACCCCUUUUCCUUCGUGCGCGGAUUACGCAAGAGGCGCGCAGGCAGGGAAGGCUCCGAGUCGACAUCCCAUCAACAGCACCGCAACCUGUCGGAUCUCUGCUCGGAUCGCAUCCGAUCGCGCACGGCCGGCGACAGCGGCUGGCCCAAUUGCUCCAGCCGUUUGGGAGGCGGACAGGAUCAUUUCGGAUCCUUUGGACCCUUGACGUCCAAAUCCAGGAGCGAUCACAGUUUGCACCGCAUCCUCAAAGAAGACAAUACCUGGACCGUUUUCGCCACCCUCCGGCCGCCUUCCGAUAAAGGAGGUUCGUUAUCCAAAGGUUCGACGGCCUGGACGUUUGGACUUUUUAGCGACUCUCCGUCUCAUUCGACGUCGUCGCACCAGCAGCGACGCCAGGCGUCGUCGUCGUCUUCGGUCGCCAAAUCCAGCAAGAGCAAAGCGGCUUCCGUUGCUCCGUCGCCGGAACUGCUCCACCGUUCCUUCACCCCUUCCUGCUUCCCUCCCGGCCAUCCGCUCGGCCUCCACCUUCCGUCUUCUACCGGCGGCGGAUUUUUCGGCCGCAACGAGAGGAGGACCCGGUCGCUCGAGCGGUGCUCGCAGCAGCGCGUCAGGAGCUCAGGCGCUCCUGGACUCUCGUCUAAUUCAGGUGGUGCUGGAAGCGGCGGCUACGGUUCGUCGACUGCUCCGGCCAAACCCCCGCCACCCAUCCCGUCUCGGGUCCGCUCACGUUCACUCGAGAAGAACUACCAAAUCUCGACAACCACGCCCCACGUCCAGAGGCAGAGCGCAACAACAACCACCGGCCCAGCAACAACAGCAACAACUGUGACCAACAACUCGGCGACAAGUGGUGGUUCGGCGCCGGCUGCCAACAACUCUACUCCGCUCCUGCCCAUCCGGCGGAACAACGUUCCCCCGGAAGUCUUGGCCACUUGGUGCACCUUCAACGAAGCCUUUGGAGGCGGACGGCCCAAGCAGCAGCAGCAGCACCGCAUUCCGGCCGAGCCUUUGACGGUCAGCGACGAACGUGAUUCGCCCGGCUCGCCCGUCUUUGAGGAACUUUUCCUUCCGCCGCCGCAGAAAUUCGCGGCCGCCCCUCAUCCGCCCAUCGCCAACCCGACGGUGGCCGAGCUCAUCAACAACAACAACAACAAGCGCAACAGCGUGGGAGCGGGUAGUUGUUGCUGUUGCAGCAGUUGCAGCGGCGGCCACAGCAGCGCCGGCGUCAGUUGCAGCUCGAAAUCGACGCCCAGGUCGUCGCCCGUCCCGCCACCACCGCCGUACCUGCCCGAGACGGUCCUGUACGGGACGCGUGAGGCGCCCGUCUUGGAGCGUCACUGCGUCGAAGGCGGCGAGUUCAUUAUCGCCUGGCUCUCGCAUUCCAACGGCUCGUCCAGCCACAGCAGCAGCAGCGCAUCGGCCGGCCAUCACCGAGUCGGAGCCGCCGCCCUUGUGCCCCCUCCGGCCCUACCUGUCCCUUUGCAUCCGGCGGCAGCUGCCGGCAACAACGAAAUGCAAUCGUCAACUUCGUCUGCCAACUCGGCGGGAGCUGCGACCGCCGGCAAUCAGGGCAGCCUGGCCGCCGCUGGCGGAAGCAACAACAGCAGCAACCGGAGUUUCAUCAACAAACCGGCGCGCGGAUGGCUCCAUUCUGACGUUGUGAUUGUCCGCGAGGGGAUUACCUACUUUGUCCGAUAUAUCGGAUGCCUGGAAGUCAACACGUCCAUGAAGAGCCUGGAUUUCGACACUCGCUCACAAAUUGCCAAGGAAUGCAUCAACAUUGUUUGCGAAACAGCCGGACUCAAAACGGUCGACAAAAAGCGGAAGGUCGACCGGCGAAUCCAGCGGAUCCUGGGAGACGCCCCUCACAUGGAACACGCUGGCAGCGACGUUGCCUUGACCAUCAGCAGCGGAUGUUUGAGGAUCAGCACGCUGGAGGGAAGCACAGUCGUCGCUUGUCACGACAUGCCCAACAUUUCCUUCGCUUCCGGCGGAGAUCCCGAUACCCUGGAUUUCGUCGCCUACGUGGCCAAAGACAAUGUGCACGGCCGAGCUUGUUACGUUCUCGAAUGCGGAGGUGGAUUGGCGCAGGACGUCAUUACAACCAUCGGUCAAGCGUUCGAACUGCGUUUCAAGGAAUACCUGAAGCGGACGCCGCGUCCAGCCACCGCUGAGUCCGUUCUCGACGGACGCGAUCUUGUCGCUGUUGGACACGUCACCGCCACCGGAGUUGCUGCCGCUGCUGCUCCUCCUCCCUGGUCACCGGACGACCCCGAGUAUUACAACGAUUUGCCCGGUAAAGUACCACCGGAUGUGGGGCCACCGCCAGUUCCGCCACUUCCCAAUUACCAGGCGCCGUUGGGAGGAGGACCUGUCGUCGUGGCGUCAUCUUCCGCUGGAUCCAGCGCAACGGCAGGAUCGUUGAAGAAGACUCACCAAGCCAACGAUCGUCAAGCACGUCACACGGUUGACCUUUCCGACAACUUGAUCGAUUUGAAUGCCGACGUGUCGUCAAUGGGCGGCGGCGGCCGGCUGGAGAGUACCGCCGCCGCCGCCGGAUCAAAUGGCGGUGGUGGCGCUGCUGCUGCCGCUACGUCGUCGGUGGCGUCGUCUCUGUCGGCUUUCCCUGAUCACGAAUACGUCAACGGGAUCAUGGGAUCGAGCAGCGAUUUCAAAAACGCGCCCGUCAGCAAAGAUCCAUUCGAUAUGCAUCCGUUCUCGGCCGCCCUGCCCUCGCCACUGCCGUCGGCUCUGCUGGCGCCCAAUGCGGCGGCUUUGGCCGCCGCCGCUUCCGGACGCGGCCCCGUUGUCACCCUCCAGCGAGGAGGAACCAAAGCCGGAAAAGUCCGCGUAAGCCCACUCGAGGCUCAAUUGCUCCAGGAGAUUUGGUUCCACGGGCCCAUCAGUCGCAAAGAAGCCGAGGAUCUUUUGAAACAAGACGGAGAUUUCUUGGUUCGCGAGUCGCAGGGCUCUCAGGGCCAGUACGUGCUGACGGGAAUGCAAUCCGGUCACCACAAGCAUUUGCUCUUGGUCGAUCCCGAAGGCGUUGUCCGCACUAAAGACAGGACGUUUGAGAGCGUGAGCCAUUUGAUCAACUUCCACCGGAAUAACGUCCUGCCCAUCAUUUCGGCCGAGAGUGUUUUACUACUCAAGAGACCCGUUGCGCGUUCGCAUCACUCGUGAAAAAUGGACGUUCUUUCUUUUGUUGUCGCCACCAACCUCAUCCAAUCAUUCGUUUCUUUUUUUCUUCUUCCGCUUUCAACUUAAUUCCAGCACACACACGAGUCCCGUCGUCGUGUGCCCAGCAACAUCUAAUUUCUCCCGAGCAGACGUCAAAUCGUCUCUGCUCCGAGUAGAAAGUCGAGAAAGACAAACAUAUCUAUCGACGCCAAUCUGCGUCCAGCCUCCCACAUUUUUUGAAUUUCGCCAGCUGAAUUGUUUCGAGCAACACACUAAAACGAGAAGAAUUGUUUCACCAUUUUUACCUUACUGUCCUCACUAUAUUUGCCCCCCCCCCCCCACUUCCUUUUUUAUUAAAUUAAAUGUAUAAACAAUACCAAAUCCCGGGUGGAUGGAAAGCCAACCCAAAGAAAUGAGAGAGAGGGGCCAUCACACGCACGUGCUUAAUAACCGCGUAUGGGUUGGAUUGCUCACGUCCCUUUUUUCGUUUGUCUUUUUUCUCCCCCGCUUUAUUAAAGCUGCUUACACCACUGCUGCUGCUGCUGCUAUCAUCGAAGAUAAUGACGUCAUCAUUCACCGGAAUGAUGGUGGGGGGGGGGGGGGGGGGUUCUCCGUUGUCGGCACUUCCGACACGCCUGCGCAAAAGUUAGCCCCUCUCUUUUUCUGCGCCGAUUCUGGCAAAUUUACUUUUUCUUGAUUGUAGAUCGACUGGCAUCAAAAGUGGGUGAAAAACUACAACUAAACUCGAAAAAUUGGAAAUGUGUGUAUUUCAUCAUCAUCGCUGGCGAGAAAGAAAAGAAAAGUUGCCCCUGUCCUCCCCCGCACGACUGAAGAAAAAAAAUUGUGAAUAAUUUUGUUGUUGUUGUUAUAUUGACCACCUUUUUUUCUCGACUGUGAAUUCACGACGCGUCAAGGCGUCGUCGUCACCUUUGGCUGCGUUUUAUGGGGACCGUGGGACGUGUUUUCUUUCUCUCUUUUGUAUUUUUCGCCCCGGAAGGGAGGUGGGCCCUCUUCCCACGCAAUCAAAUAGUGUGUCACGUUGUAGAAUUGUUGUUGCGUCGGUCGAAGCUGGUGCUCCUUGCACGCUGCUACAUUUCUCUCCUGUCCCCCCCCCCCCCCAUCUCACCUCCGUUUCACAGCAAACGUCACGACCGCCGGUCUGUAUCACUUUUGAAAAUGUUGGGAAUAUUUUGUUGUGGCUGUCACCUCCAGAUUAUUAUCAUCUGUCUUUUCAACUCUCGCCCUCCUCCACCCUAUACAUAUUAUAUAUAUAUAUUGCAUAUUAUAUCCAACUGAAAAACAAACAAAACAGAUAUUCGUACGUGUAGGACUCACAAUAACAUGUUUACCAAUAUGGGAUGGGGCGGAGAGGAGUAAAUCGCAAGUCGCUCGUGUCUAAAUGAAAGAAAAGAAAACGAAAAGAAGGUUCUAUGAAAUUGUGGAUGGCCUCACUACUCCUUCUCUAUAUCUCUCUUGUACCGCGCAAUCACUUGUCACACAUUUUCUUGAUGGAAUUGUUCACGAAUAUUCUUGCAUAUUAUAUAUAUACAAAACAUGAACUCCCCACACACAAAACACACUUUGAGAAAUCAUAUCCUUUGUGCGUGUCCUCCUGCGACUCGUCGAUCGAUGCUACCCCGGUCGGCGACCAGGAUUUUUCUGAAACAAAUAACGUACCUUGUACUGUUUUAUAUUUGCCUUAUGUCUUACCCAUUGCUUUCCACACGCAUACAGAUAUAUCUUAUAUUUAAAAUAAUGAAAUUCGAGACGACGACGGGGGCAAAAAAAACCCUCCUCACGUCGUCUGGUUUAUUGUAUAAUGCCCAGGCUCGAAGAUGGAUUCUACAUGUAGAUCUAAUCUCUUUUUUUGUGUACGAUACGGAAAAUAACCAUUUUCCUCCCUCGCGUUCCAUUGUUUUGUUUGUUUUUUUCUUUUCCACGACUAAGCUGGAGGGGGAAAACCAAUAAAAGGAUUCGAGAAACAAAAAUAUGUGUCUUAACUUUG